CACGACUCGACCGUUGAGGCAGAGGCACUGGGGCUAUGGGCAACUGCUGUGGCAAAGAACGGGUGACACCACCUGCUGUAGCAUCCGGGAAGGGUACACUGCUGGUGACAGAUGAGUUCUGCCUGGCAGGCAAGGCCGGUGGCCGCAAUGCCCGCCUCGAGGCCCUGCUGGACCAUGUCUACACCGUGGUGGAGAACGACCCACAGUUUGCCGGCCAGACCUUCUCGUCGGACGUCUCCUCGCCGGCCGUCGUUGCUGCUCUUGAGGCCGACCUCGCCCGAGCCCACGACAAGAAGUACGUCAAGGGCGGGAUGAAGGCUCUUCGCGUUGCCCUCCGCUCUGCUCCAGAGGCAAAGAUCCCCGUUCCGGGCACGGGCACGAGUCUCUCCGCCCUCCGCCUCCGCGCCAUGGGCGGCUGCGUCAACAUCGCCCUCCGCGCCGUCGACUCGCUCCUCCUACCCUCGAACAAGCAGUCGCACAACGUGCUGGGCUUCACCUCCAACUCGGGCCACCGCGCCUCACGUGCUGUCGCGCCCAAGGGCUACAACAUGUUCAACGCCGCCGCCGUCGCCGCACUCUACGCUCGUGCACGCUUUGGCCUCGACCGCGUCGCCGUCCUCGACCUCGACCCGCACUCGGGCGAGGGCACCCUGGACAUGGCGCGGAGCCACGGCUUUUUCUACGGCGCCACACAGCUUGUGGCCGAUGACGUCGACCUCUCGCGCGCAAAGAUCACAGAGGCCGACGGCCGCAUCGUCGUCCGCGGCCUGCCCUGGGACGCCACCGCUGACGAAUUCCGUUCCGCUUGGGCCUCCUCCAUCCUGCCCAAGCUCAAGGCAUACAGCCCGCAGCUGGUCAUUGUCUCGCUCGGUUUUGCCGACGCCGAAGACGACGACCGCUUUGUCGGCGGCGUGUGGGGCGUUGAUCCCGACGAGUACUUUUGGGUCCUCGACCACGUUGCCUCUAUUGCCGAGACUGCCGCCCUCGGCCGCAUUGUUGUCCUCCUUGAAGACGGCGUCCACGUCGACUCGGUCCUCGACUACACCACCAUGGCCCUGUAUGCCCUUGUCGGCGCUGACCCGCCCGAGGCUGCUGUCGUCAUCGACGAGCAGUACUCGGAGCCCGAGUCGUCCGAGUCCGAGCCCGAGUCCGAGCCCGAGCCCGAGCCGACUCCGGAACCGAGCCCCGAGCCGACCCCGGAGCCGAGCCCCGAGCCGACCCCGGAGCCGUCGUACGACGAAGACGACUCGUUUGUCGACGAGCCGCGCUACGAGUACGACGACGACGACGGCUGGCUCGACCCGCGCCACACCUUCCUCGACCAGGAGAUCGGCAAGCAGUGGGCCAUCAACCGCGAGCUCGAAGAGCGCCUCGCUGCUCUGGAGACAACGAUCCAACAGGCCGAUGCCCACGAGGCCGACGUUGAGGCCCGCCUUGCCGUGCUCGAGGCCCAGCUUGAGGACGAGAAGGCGACCCUCGAGCCCAUGCGCGCAGCCCUUGCGCCCCACACGAACGACAUCAUGGCUUCGGUCCACGCCAUUGACGACAAGGUGGUCCGCGCUCGCGAGCUCACCACGCUCAUCGCCGCCAACAAGGAAACAUCGGCAGAACUGCGCGAGCUCAUCGCCGCCCUUGAGGCCCAGGUUGUCGAUCGCGCCCGCGAAAAUGUUGUUGCCCACGUCGAGGCCGGCGAUCGCGAAGCUGCCGCCGUCGCCCGCGCCAAGGACGAGCUUGCCGCCCUCAACGCCUCGGCCGCUCGCAUGCUUGAAGAGCUCGGCGAGCUCUCAGAGUCCUCCAACGUCAUUGCUGCUGCCUUUAAGCGCGCCGCCGGCGAGGUCCGCACCACCCGCCUCGCAGCCUCGCACCUCGACGACGACAUCCUUGGCGCUUACGCCAACGUUGAGGCCAAGGUCGACUUUGUUGCCAACACCGCCACCAUGCGCAAGAUGCGCGAGCGCGACGUUGCCAUCGCAAAGGAGGGCCACAUCAACAUGCUCCAGCGCAAGGUCGACCGCGUCAACACCGGCCUUGCUCGCGUCGGCCAGAUCGCCAACGAGACCAGCGCCGCCAUUGACGCUCAUGACGCUGUCUCGCCCGAGCGCGCCGCCGCCCGCGAGCAAGUCCGCCUCGCCCAGGCCCAAGUCGACGCACACCUUGCUGGUGCACCGGCUGUCGCCGCCCGCCCUCCGCGUGCCGCAUCGGUCUCGACCGCACUGACUGCAGACACCUCGGGCAUGGACUCUUCCGGCUUUACUGACUUUCAUCCGGCCACAGACUCUUUCUAUCUCGACCAAUGAAACCACUGCACACA
Messenger RNA from Thecamonas trahens ATCC 50062, 2311 nucleotides. RefSeq names its product deacetylase. The coding region runs from base 36 to 2297 and encodes 753 amino acids. NCBI's taxonomy places the organism in Eukaryota, Apusomonadida, Apusomonadidae. The record is from RefSeq and is a predicted model, not a curated record. The transcript has a single exon.